Zygotorulaspora mrakii is the source of this 987-nucleotide messenger RNA. It is a transcript of the gene NOP1, whose product is annotated as rRNA methyltransferase NOP1. The transcript has a single exon. Gene Ontology annotation, molecular function: histone H2AQ104 methyltransferase activity; RNA binding; rRNA methyltransferase activity. The record is from RefSeq and is a predicted model, not a curated record. Bases 1 to 987 code for a protein of 328 amino acids. Gene Ontology annotation, cellular component: nucleolus; small-subunit processome; box C/D methylation guide snoRNP complex. Lineage: Eukaryota; Fungi; Ascomycota; Saccharomycetes; Saccharomycetales; Saccharomycetaceae. Gene Ontology annotation, biological process: box C/D sno(s)RNA 3'-end processing; rRNA methylation.
AUGUCGUUUAGACCAGGUAGUAGAGGUGGUGCCCGCGGUGGCCGUGGUGGUUCCAGAGGUGGAUUCGGUGGUGGUGCCCGCGGUGGCUCCAGAGGUGGUUCCAGAGGUGGAUUCGGUGGUGGUGCCCGCGGUGGCUCCAGAGGUGGAUUUGGUGGUGGCCGUGGUGGUUCUCGCGGUGGCCCUCGUGGCGGCUCUCGUGGAGGUCCUCGUGGGGGUCCUCGCGGUGGUGCUCGUGGUGGUGCUCGAGGUGGUGCCAAGGUUGUUCUUGAACCACAUAAGCAUGCUGGUGUCUACAUUGCCAGAGGUAAAGAAGAUCUUUUGGUCACCAAAAAUAUGGCCCCGGGUGAGUCUGUUUACGGUGAAAAGAGAGUUUCUGUUGAAGAACCAUCCAAAGAAGACGGUGUUCCCCCAACAAAGGUUGAAUACCGUGUGUGGAAUCCUUUCAGAUCCAAGCUUGCUGCUGGUAUAAUGGGAGGUCUGGACGAAUUAUUCAUUGCACCAGGUAAAAAAGUUUUGUAUCUAGGUGCUGCCUCUGGUACUUCUGUUUCCCAUGUUUCAGAUGUUGUUGGACCGGAAGGUGUUGUUUACGCCGUCGAAUUUUCUCACAGACCAGGUAGAGAAUUGAUUUCUAUGGCUAAGAAGAGACCAAACGUUAUUCCAAUUAUCGAAGAUGCUAGACAUCCACAAAAAUACAGAAUGCUUGUCGGUAUGGUCGACUGUGUGUUCGCAGAUGUUGCUCAACCAGAUCAAGCUCGUAUCAUCGCUUUGAAUUCUCAUAUGUUCUUGAAAGAUCAAGGUGGUGUUGUUAUCUCCAUUAAGGCCAACUGUAUCGACUCCACUGUUGAUGCAGAAACUGUCUUUGCAAGAGAAAUCCAAAAAUUGCGUGAAGAACGUAUCAAACCUUUGGAACAACUGACUUUGGAACCUUAUGAAAGAGAUCAUUGUAUCGUUAUUGGUAGAUAUAUGAGAAGUGGUUUGAAGAAAUAA